UUGUAUGUUUAUUAGAUCGAAGCGGACCUCCGCAGCGUCGCCCAGUCGUAUUCCGGAGUGAAAUCCAACUCUCCGAACACUACCGCAAAACCUCCUUAGCUCUGCUCCGUUGCUGAUCAGCCGAUCAAGUCCGAUGGGCGCCAAUGCUCGUGAGAAGCCCUCCCGUGCUGGCGCCGUCGGGCGGAAGCGCCACGUCCCCCGUCCGGCGACGGUCUCAAUGCUCCCUUCAGACUCCACCGCCCCUAAACUUCUCCCCGGGGGUUUUCCUCCUCCGAUCCCCUCCUCUGAUCCAGCCCUCGUUGCUUCUUGUAGCUACCCUAGCCUCAAACUCAAUCUGGGCCCCUGCUCUAACUCUAGCACUAACCUUUAUAAUAACGGAUUUGAUGAAUCUGGGUGGGGCUACUGCACCGAGGAGCAGCUCGAGGAGAUCGUUAUCAAUAACCUCGAUUGCGUCUACAAGGAAGCUAUCUCUCGUUUGGUCUCCGUCGGCUACGAUGAUGCCCUAGCGCUUCGAGCCGUUCUUUGCAACGGCCAUUGCUACGGCGCCUUGGACGCACUCUCCAAUAUCAUGCAGAACGCACUUGCGUACCUCAACACAGAAGCUGCCCACACUGCUGACGACGGGGAACCUCCUGCCGGCGCCUUCUCUGACCUCCGCCACCUCGAGGAGUAUUCCCUUGCUGGCCUGGUUUGCCUUCUGCAGCAGAUCCGCCCAGAUCUCUCCCGGGGUGAGGCCAUGUGGUGCCUCCUCAUGAGUGGCCUCCAGGUUAGCCGGGCAAGCUCCAUUGAGCUCCCUUCCCUCUCGGUUCCCGGUAAUUCCCAAGCAGCCAGUGCUGCUGGCACCGCAUUCCCCUCUGGUGCCGCUUUCCCGUUCGCCGUGAGUGGAGAUUCUGCUGGCACUGAACCAGCUUCUGUCAACUGUACUAUCGCUCAUCCAUCUGAAGGCUUGAAACGUUUUGAUUCACCGCCAUUACUGAAAUCUAUUCUGAAACAGCACAUUACUGAGUAUUGCCCUGAGCUAAAGAUACAGGGCAGGCAAACGCAACAGGAGGUGGAGGAAGAGGAAGAGGACCUAGAGCAGUUGGUGCUAAAAAGACUGGAGGCUAUGAGAAUUGAGGAUGAGAAGCAUCAAGAUAAGGAGGUUCAGGAUCAGAAGAAGGAGAUGAUCAUGGACCUUGUUCAUCAGAUUCGUGAGCUGGAAGGCCAGGUCAAAGAGAGGAAGGAAUGGGCUCAGCAGAAAGCAAUUCAAGCUGCUCGGAAACUGAGCAGCGACCUCCACGAACUCAGGGUUUUGAGGCUGGAGCGGGAGGAGAACCAGAGGGCUGUGAAGGGGAAGCAGGUGCUGGAGGACUCGACCAUGAAGAGGCUUGCAGAGAUGGAGAAUGCUCUAAAGAAAACUAGCGGGCAGGUGGAUCGAGCUAAUGCAGCCGUCAAGAAGCUUGAGACUGAGAAUGCUGAGAUAAGGGCUGAAAUGGAGGCAUCAAAGCUAAGUGCCUCUGAGUCAGUUACUGCAUGUAUGGAGGUUACGAAGAGGGAGAAGAAGUGCCUGAAGAAGCUAGUGGCGUGGGAAAAGCAAAAGGAAAAGAUGCAAGAGGAGAUUGCUGAAAAGAGGAAGAAGACUGUGCUGGUCCAGCAGCAGUUGGCUGAAGUGCAGGAGGCUACAAAACAAGCUGAGAUUAAAUGGAGACAAGAAAUGAAGGACAAGGAAGAAGCCCUUUCACUCCUUGAGGAGGAACAUAGAGCCAAGGAAGCUGCUGAAGCGAACUGCAAGAGAAGGCAAGAGGGUUUGCGCCAGAAGAUUGAAAUAGAUUUCCAGCGUUAUAAAGAUGACAUUCAUAGAUUGGAAGAGGAACUUUCAAGGCGUAGGGAAGUCGCUGCAGCUGCCCGACUGAUUCAUUCAGUAGAUACAGAGGCACCAAAACCUCUUGCAGAAUCCAAUCCUAAGGUUCUUCUUCCUGAGCCGCGACGCUCGCCACAGAACAAUAAACACAGGAUAUGCUGGGUCUGCAGGGACAACGAGGUCUCAGUAGUUUUCUUACCAUGUGCCCAUCAGGUUUUAUGUUACAGCUGCAAUGAAGAAGGCAGGGAGAAGGGCAGUCAUACCUGUCCAGCCUGCAAGGAACGUAUUGAAGAUAGGAUUCAUGUUUAUGGUGCCAGCUCGUAGGGCUUUUAUUUUUUGUGGAGUUUCAGUUGCAUUCCUUAUCCUGUAGGUCAUUUUUUCCUUUUUGAAUUCCCUCACGGCCUCUUCACCCAUCAUUUAAUCUGCAAAAAUACCCUCACACUGUAUUCCUUUGCUUGGUGGCCAAGCUGAACUAGUAAAACAAUACUUAUGCCUUCCUAUGGCCGAUGAAAGUACUACAAAAACUAUUAUUGAAAGGUGUGAAAUUUCAUGCU
Molecule: messenger RNA, 2394 nt
Organism: Dendrobium catenatum
Lineage: Eukaryota; Viridiplantae; Streptophyta; Magnoliopsida; Asparagales; Orchidaceae
Product: MND1-interacting protein 1-like
Exons: 2
Coding region: 134-2164 (676 amino acids)
Source: RefSeq, a predicted model, not a curated record